Molecule: messenger RNA, 1993 nt
Organism: Ceratitis capitata (Mediterranean fruit fly)
Lineage: Eukaryota; Metazoa; Arthropoda; Insecta; Diptera; Tephritidae
Gene: DNApol-epsilon58
Product: DNA polymerase epsilon subunit 2
Exons: 2
Coding region: 281-1861 (526 amino acids)
Biological process (GO): DNA-templated DNA replication; error-prone translesion synthesis
Cellular component (GO): epsilon DNA polymerase complex
Molecular function (GO): DNA binding
Source: RefSeq, a predicted model, not a curated record
UAUUAGUGUGUUGCUUUCACUAGCAAUUCUGACGCACAUUUCCAGUUUUGAAGUGAAUGGAUCGAAACAAUAUUAAUCUUACAUUGCCUCUAGUAAAUAUAAAAAUUAUUUUUCUGCAAGAGCAGUUAGACAAAAUUUUACAAAGACUUAUUCAGAACUAUGGGUUGCACUAACAUAUGUUUUGGCGCCACUUCCGAAUAGGAAUAAAAUAUUUUUCUCUGAUAAGUAAUUUAAAGCAUUUCAUAAAUUCGAAUAGUCUGUCGGAGAAGCAUUAAAUAAAAUGGACGACAUAUCCAAAUUGAAAAGGAAAAUUACAACUUCAUUUAAACUUAGUGGAUUUCUAAUACGAUCGGAAAAUAGUGCCUACUUAGCAGAGCAGCUUCUGCCGUUUGAUGAUACCGAACGUGAAAAGUGGCUUACGGUUAUCACAGAGAACUUGCAAGGCCAGCGGUUGCAGACAACCCAAGUGGAACGAAAUGCUCUUGAAAAAGCUAUAAACGAAAUCAAUAGAGUUGGUUUGGAUGAGGGUGAAAGAAUUUUCUCGGUAAUCGAUGCGUUCAAAGUGCCACGAUACCAUUACAAUCCUCAAAGCAAAAAAUUCGAGCUAAACAAAGAUUCCUGUUGUAUCCUGACACGCCCAACAAUGAAGGCAGGCCAUUUACGUGAACGUUAUGCGAUGUUAUUGCAAAAGACUUUGCGCCACGAGUUAUUUGCUCCAGCAAUAAUUCAAAGUGGAGUAUCUGCAGAAUCGCAAGUGAAGAAAUUUAAACUGCAAUAUGCAGAAAAUUUGCUUGCAACGUCAACAGUGAAAGAAGCGGUUGUGCUCGGAUUGUUGACACAAUUAAAAGAAGGAAAAUUUUAUAUAGAAGAUCCUACUGGCAGUAUUGAGUUGGAUUUAUGUGGAACUCGUUUUCAUUCUGGUUUUUUUUGUGAAGGUUGUUUUGUACUAGCAGAGGGCUCAUAUAAUAAUGGUGUGCUCAAAGUUGAUGGCUUAGGUUUUCCACCAGCGGAACCUGCUGCUAGCUCCCGCGCUUUUUUUGGAACACAGAAUAGUUGGGGUGGAGAAUCCCUAAAGUUGUUAAAGUAUUCUACACGAUUGCAUGAGUUGGAGAGUACCAAUACUGAAGCUACACUUGUUUUUCUCUCGGACGUACGACUGGACAACCCUGUGGUAUUAGACAGACUUCGUAUGUUGUUUGUCGGGUAUGAUUCCUGUCCGCCCAUAGCUAUAGUUCUAAUGGGGCCAUUUGCUGCUUCCAAUAGUAAUUAUCAUUCAUUGGCACAAAAUCUUACUGCGCUAGGCUCUUUGGCUGCUGGAUGUGAUCAGUUAAAAAAACAAACGGAUUUAAUUAUAGUUCCUUCAUGUGAAGAUCCCACAGCCCCGAAUAUUCUACCACGUGGUCCAAUACCUGAAUCCCUUGCAACAGGCUUGCGGAAAGUCUGGUCGCGCACAAUACUGGCAAGCAAUCCUUGCCGAUUGCAGUAUUGUACUCAACAAAUUGUUGUGUGUCGAUUGGAUUUAAUGGCGAAAUUUUGUCGGAAUACAUUGCAUUUUCCACCCGAUACUGAUAAUAUCGAGCAACAUUUUGCGCGCACUUUAAUAUGCCAAAAUCAUUUGACGCCUAUUCACCCUAUCGCCACUCCAGUGCAUUGGGACUACGAUUCAUCUCUAUGGUUAUAUCCUUUGCCCGAUUUGGUUGUUAUUGGUGAUUCUUGCCAAAGUUUUUCAACUACUCAACACGAUUGUACAGUGCUUAAUACGGGCUCUUUUGUAAAAUCUAAAUACGCUUUUAAAGUCUAUAUACCGGCAACACGCACCAUUGAGGACUCAGAAAUUCCUGAUGACAUGACAGCAGAAUAAUAAAGCUUUUGUUGUUUGUUUGUUGUUUUAAGUAGUGCAGUCUCUUGAAACAAAAUAUAUGUUUGAAAUAUAUAAUUAUAAUUUAUUUGUACUUCAUCAUUUUACACCUCUAUUAAAUACGUAAUUAUAAAA